ACCAGUUAUUACUUAUUAGUAUGUCGGUGUUUCACGACGAAGUUGAAAUCGAGGACUUUGAGUACGACGAGGAGACGCAGACUUACACGUACCCGUGUCCGUGUGGCGACCAAUUUCAAAUUACGAAGGAGGAAUUGGAGUGUGGUGAAGAUGUAGCAACGUGUCCAAGUUGUUCUCUUGUUGUGCGAGUCAUCUACGAUCCGGAUGAUUUUCUACCCGGAGAAGAGGCAACGUCAAUACAGGAAAAAGAAGCGCUCGUGGCAUAACAAAAUGGAUUGAGAUUUAUUAAUAAUCGUGCAGUUAUUUAUAUGGAGACGUUGAACUUCUUGCUGGAAAAUUUGAGAUUGUUAUUACUUAGCUUAUGUUAGGCUUUGUGAUGGAUUGACAUCACUAAAUCAGUGUGUUUUAUUUGUCUUUUCGUACUUUCAUGGUUGUUGCCGUAA
Molecule: messenger RNA, 443 nt
Organism: Corticium candelabrum
Lineage: Eukaryota; Metazoa; Porifera; Homoscleromorpha; Homosclerophorida; Plakinidae
Product: diphthamide biosynthesis protein 3-like
Exons: 3
Coding region: 21-266 (81 amino acids)
Source: RefSeq, a predicted model, not a curated record